Fonsecaea pedrosoi CBS 271.37 is the source of this 1503-nucleotide messenger RNA. RefSeq lists its product as uncharacterized. NCBI's taxonomy places the organism in Eukaryota, Fungi, Ascomycota, Eurotiomycetes, Chaetothyriales, Herpotrichiellaceae. The record is from RefSeq and is a predicted model, not a curated record. The coding region runs from base 1 to 1503 and encodes 500 amino acids. The transcript is spliced from 10 exons.
AUGCCUACCUUCUGUGGAUGGGCGACUGCGCUCUUCUGCUUCUCCAUUACCUUGGCAGUAGCCCACCCAGAAAUCCUCUGGACCGACUGUAGCGAGCACGUUCCACCGAGCGAUGUUUUCAAUGCCACCGGCGUCGAUCUUCAACACCUCCCCUCGACGCUCAAAUGCGGCCUGCUUGUUGUGCCAAUGGAUUACUCCAAGCCACUCAGCGAGAGCAACAAUAUCACUCUGGGCCUGGCUAUGCACCGACCGGCUCAGCCAAAAGGCGUUAUCUUCUUCUGUCCAGGUGGCUCGGAUAAUGCAGUCGUACACGCGUGGAAUCUUGCACUCAACAUUACCUCCCCAUUCAUUCCUGAUUUCUCGGACUUGAUAGACUACGACUUGAUGAUGAUGGAUAUUCGUGGCACCUACAGCUCCAAUCCUCUGAACGUUUCGCUAGACACAGUUCUACCCUUGUUCAACCCCUACCCGACGUCUCAGGAUGAAUUUAAUACUGCGAAAGAGAUCGCUGCCGCCGCCAUACAGUCGUGGGUCGAUUCAAGUUCGCCCCCGGGGAUCGUUGGGCAUGUCGGCACACGAGAGGUUGUUCAGGACUACAAUCAGAUCCGUCAGGCCCUAGGCUAUGAGAAAAUCCACUUUAUCGGCGCUUCUUAUGGGAGUUAUCGAGCUUUACAAUUCGCUCAAACAUAUCCUGAUUCUGUGGGCCGCUUUGUGCUGGACGCGGUGGUGCCGCACGGAGUUUGUCCUGCUCAGCAAGCCGAAAAUGAGAUGGCGGCCGCAAAUCGGGUCUUACUGAGAGCAGAUGCAUAUUGCCAGAAAAACUCGUCGUGCCCCUUCAGUGGUGCAGGCAAAGGCAGUGUUCCAGAAGCAUACCGUGAAAUCAUUAAGACAGCCUCCAACUCAUCUGUCGACCUUGUCUGGGCCAUUCAAGCAACUAUCACCGGGCUGCUCCAAGAUCAGCCCGACUUUCCUCAGAUUAUUGACUUGAUUGCCGCGCUGUCGAUGAAUAUCAGCGCCUUAGACACUUUGCCCCAACAAGCAUUGACGGCCGGGAGCAUUGUUGCUUAUGUUCUGGAGUGCGGUGACUCUCUUUUGUCACUACCAAUGGGUGGUUUUGAACUAGACACUGACACAGUCCAGCUUGCUUGCUCAGCUUGGCCGUUCGACACAGCGCCAUUGGUACCAAUCCGUACGGAAAUCCCCAUGCUGGUCGUCACGGCGGAUUUCGAUGGCAGCGCACCAACAGAAUGGACCACGCUGACAAUGCCCGACAUUCCGAAUGGUCAUCUGGUUGUUCGGCAUGGCGAUGACCAUGUAUCAUUCAACCUGCCCGCUCAAUCCUCGACCGCGAUCGCGAAGCGCUUCUUGCGCACUGGAAUCUUGCCGGGCCAUUCCAGCAAUACGUUUGUGACCGUCUACGCCCCGCCUGUCAAGAGAGAUCCAAUUGCCGACCCUUACAGCGUCCCAACUGGGUUUCUGGGUGGCGAUGUGGAUAGUGCAUGA